AUGGCCAUGGCGACAGCCGCGGUUCCGAUGCCUAGGAUAAAGCUGCACUUCAGUGCUGGCGCGUAUCCACCUCCGCCGACGGAGCAGGAUGGAGGAAUCGACGAAGACGAAGAAGUAAUAGAAUCUGAAGAACCCGAGUCAUCCGAUGACGACGAUAUUGAUGUUGAUUCUUUUGAAGAACAUCCGAUAUCACCUAAUUCCAUCGAUAAAUAUACGGGGGAAUCUACUCUUGAUAAUCCCGUACUAAACGCCGAACCCAAGCUUCCGUUUCGGCCCAUCCGUAUCAUCUUGAAAGCCCCAAAACGGAACCCGGAGGAACUCGAAGAAGUCGGUGAGUUUUGA
This is a messenger RNA of Orbilia oligospora ATCC 24927, 342 nucleotides long. RefSeq lists its product as uncharacterized. Bases 1 to 342 code for a protein of 113 amino acids. The record is from RefSeq and is a predicted model, not a curated record. The transcript is spliced from 2 exons. NCBI's taxonomy places the organism in Eukaryota, Fungi, Ascomycota, Orbiliomycetes, Orbiliales, Orbiliaceae.